AUGGAAGCGAACGAGGAUAUAAAGCCAAUCAUUAUCAAGGAAAAUGUGUCACGCGAGGCCUACAUCAAGUAUCUCAGUAUUGAGCGAAAGCUCCCUGUUAACAUUCGUUUGAUCAAUGGAAAAAUUAUAGCUUACGAA
Messenger RNA from Funneliformis mosseae, 138 nucleotides. The record is from the annotation of a GenBank genome assembly. NCBI's taxonomy places the organism in Eukaryota, Fungi, Glomeromycota, Glomeromycetes, Glomerales, Glomeraceae.